Messenger RNA from Dreissena polymorpha, 7501 nucleotides. Its product is annotated as ATP-dependent RNA helicase me31b-like. The transcript is spliced from 11 exons. Gene Ontology annotation, biological process: P-body assembly; cytoplasmic stress granule assembly. The record is from RefSeq and is a predicted model, not a curated record. Bases 468 to 1808 code for a protein of 446 amino acids. Gene Ontology annotation, cellular component: cytoplasmic stress granule; P-body. Lineage: Eukaryota; Metazoa; Mollusca; Bivalvia; Myida; Dreissenidae. Gene Ontology annotation, molecular function: mRNA binding; ATP binding; RNA helicase activity.
CUUUUAGUAGUUAACUGAAUUUCUGCUUAUUUAAAUCAACUUCAAAUAUUUGUAACUUAAUUUUUGGCAAAACAUUUUAUUUGUUUUGUUUGCAGCGCCCUCAUCAUUCGGUCCAAGAGUUCCGCUCGAAGUAAAUUGCUUGUUGGAAAUCUUGGCAGUUAAAUUUUCAAGGCAUCGUGCUGCAUUGUUGAUAAAUGACAACGUUAAAUAUAUGUGUAUAUGACACCAGUGUGCAUUUAAAGUUUUCGAAAAUAAGGUUUAAUAAUUAGUAGACACAUAAGAAAAGGAUCUUUGAAGAGGCUCUCGUGUAAACAUUUUAUUUGUGGGAUCAGCGAACGGAAAGCUAACAUUGGUCUGGCCUCUGCUUAACGGAGGUUGUGGCAGUAUAGGAGGCAUCAGCCUGUAGAAAGUUGUUUUAAAAGAAGACGUUAAAUUUAGGACACUCAAAGUGUAGUGUUAGAGUCAAGAUGGCAGCAACGAAGGUGGAUACUGUGAUGAAUCAUGCUAGUCUGGCCGUGGACCAUAAAGGGGAUGUUAAUGACCAGGGAUGGAAGAACAAAUUAAAAUUGCCUCCAAAAGACACCAGAGUAAAAACUUCUGAUGUAACAAAUACAAAAGGCAAUGAGUUUGAGGACUUCUGUUUGAAACGAGACCUGCUCAUGGGGAUCUUUGAGAAGGGGUGGGAGUCGCCUUCGCCCAUCCAGGAGGCAAGCAUCCCUAUAGCGCUGACUGGGCGCGACAUUCUGGCCCGUGCCAAGAAUGGUACGGGCAAGACAGGAGCCUAUGCAAUACCCAUCCUGGAGCGUAUCGACACAAAUAAAGAUGAAGUGCAAGCUAUGUGUAUUGUGCCGACAAGAGAGUUGGCCCUCCAAACUAGUCAGAUCCUAAUUGAGCUCUCCAAGCAUAUCGGGGCCAAGGUGAUGGUCACCACUGGUGGAACCAAUCUCAAGGACGACAUCAUGAGGCUCUAUGAACCAGUUCAUGCAAUUGUAGCCACACCAGGAAGAAUCUUGGAUCUAAUGAAUAAAAACCUAGUGAAAAUUGGCAAGUGCGGAAUCCUAGUUUUAGAUGAGGCUGACAAGCUCCUGUCUCAGGACUUCAAGGGCAUGUUGGACAGCAUCAUCAGCCAUCUCCCCAACGACAGGCAGAUCCUGCUGUACUCGGCCACCUUCCCUCUGUCUGUAGAACAGUUCAUGAAAAAGUACCUCCAAAAUCCAUACGAGAUUAACUUGAUGGAUGAGCUGACGUUGAAAGGAGUCACACAGUACUAUGCGUUUGUGCAAGAAAAACAGAAGGUCCAUUGUCUAAACACACUGUUCUCCAAGUUACAAAUCAACCAGUCCAUAAUCUUCUGCAACUCAACCCAGCGUGUGGAGCUACUGGCCAAAAAGAUCACGGAGCUGGGCUACUCAUGUUUCUAUAUUCAUGCCCGAAUGAACCAGCAGCACAGGAACCGUGUGUUUCACGACUUCAGGCAGGGCCUAUGCAGAAACCUAGUCUGCUCAGAUCUGUUCACGCGAGGUAUCGACAUCCAGGCAGUGAAUGUGGUGAUCAACUUUGACUUCCCGAAACACGCAGAGACCUACCUGCACAGGAUUGGUCGUUCAGGACGAUAUGGCCAUCUUGGUAUUGCCAUCAACCUCAUCACGUAUGAUGACAGGUUUUCACUGCACAAGAUUGAGAGCGAACUUGGAACAGAGAUCAAACCCAUUCCAAAGAACAUUGACAAGGCGCUCUACGUUGCGGAGUACCACACAGAACCCGAUCUUGAUGACCUCCCGGAAAAAACCAACGGAGCCAAGGCUUAAAAAUUCAAACAAUCAGUGGCCAAUAAAAGUUUAUCCUUUCCCGCUCAGAAAGAAAGUGAGAAUAGUUCUUUGCAACCAGCAUAAAACCAGAACAGACUGCAAGUGACUCGCAGUCGUUUAAGACUUUAUACCGUUUGCUGCUUAUCAGUAUCUACGGAUUGGAAAAAAGAGGCUUUAAAAACUUAAAUGUAGGAAGAAAGGUCUAACAUUUAUUUUGAUUUUCUGACAGACUACAGACACAUCAAAGCGCGUAUCUGAGAGGUAAAGGGUUAACCCUUUGCAUGCUGGGAAAUUUGUUAUCUGCUAAAAUGUCGUCUGGUAAAUUUCUAAAAUAAGCAUUUUCUUCGUUUUUUUUUUCAAACAAUACUAUCAGAAUAGCCAACAGUUUGGAUCCUGAUGAGACGCCACGUUCUGUGGCGUCUCAUCUGGAUCCAAAUUGUUUGCAAAGGCCUUUAAAAUUUGGUUGCAGCGCUGAAAGGGUUAACAGAAGCACUGGUGAUUCCUCUAAAUCUCGAUGUAACCAUUGUCACUCAGUUUAAUUUGGCAUUAGGACAUCAUAUUGUAUUUGUUUUUCUGAAGACAUUUUGCUGAUGUUAAAUACUUUUGUUCUGCGCACAAAAAGGCUUUUUGUACAAUAAAGUUUGUGAAUAGUUUAUUUCAACUUGAUACGGUUAAUGUUGUAUAAAAAAAGGCCAUCAAGAUAAUGAUGUAGACUUUUUUUAUCAGUAUGUUUAGUAGAUGUAAAAGUCAAGUGAAAACAUAAGGAUUUCAGGGGUCGAAAUAAUGUGAAAGAUUUUUGCGAACCAUUUCAUUGUGCUAUUAGUUGUGUGCUUUUGUGGUAUUUAAUUGUGUAUUGUGAUGGUUGAGUGACUGGGUUAAGAAAACUUGGAGUAUCUUCAGCAAAUGAAUAUUGAUAUUGAAGUCAUGGGUCCAAAUUGACAGAACUGUUAAAAUAAUUAAAAAGAUAUUUUCUAUUGGUAUUUCAUAAAAAUGAGAUAAAAAGAUUAAGAAUUUGGAGAGAAAAAGAGACUUGAUUUAUUGUUGUUCAUGUCCACAAGGCAGUGUAAAGUUUAAAAUGGUGAUAAGAUACUAAGAGUGUGUGUGUUUGUGUGUGUGUAUUUUUGAAUGAGUGCUGGUCAUUAACAGCGCUUUUGCUGCUCAAAACUUUCAUGGCCAAUUAUUGUUGGAUAAAGUUAUGUGAUUUUAUGGUUAACAUUAUAAUAAUUGAGUUAUUUGUAAACGCAUGUGUUUGCUUGAAUAAUUCGAAAAUGUUGAAUAUUAUUAUAACAUUUCCUUUAACCCUUUGCAUGCUGGGAAAUUUGUCGUCUGCUAAAAUUUCGUCUGCUGAAUUUCUAAAAUUAGCAUUUUCUUCGUUUUUUUCAAAGAAUACUAUCAGAAUAGCAAACAGUUUGGAUCCUGAUGAGACGCCACGUUCUGUGGCGUCUCAUCUGGAUCCAAACUGUUUGCAAAGGCCUUCAAAAUUCGGUUCCCGCACUGAAAGGGUUAAAUAAAUUGUAUUGGGGUAUGAAGUUUACAGACUGUUACCAUAAAUGGCUGUUAAAGUUUUGAGCAACCGGGCCUAGUUGUUCAUCAUUAUGUUUACAAUCUAUGUUUUACCUAUUUAUGAUUCCACAGUUAUUUGAAGAUUAUUAUUUUUUAAAGAAAAGUAUUGGGGGGGUUAUAGUUUAGUUAAAAAGUUGUUUUUCUAAAUGAUUUGAACAGAAGAUAACCUUUUGUUAAUAAUACUUUUAAAUCUACUUAUAGAAAUUAAGAAAUUUUUGUUCCGUUGUGAAUUGAAAAUGACCCUUCUUUGUAAUGUCCUUCUAUUUUAAUUGUUUUAAUAACAGAUAACAGUGAAACUGUUAAAAAUGAAAUUUUGCUUUAAAUUUGUGUUCAGUUAAAACAUAUUUUAAGAAAAUCUGUCAUCAUCCUCUGCUCAUGUUGUUGAGUUAAGGAUAUUGUUGUCAACGUUUAUUUGAUUUUAAAUGUUGUGCGGAUACCGUGUUGACAUUUCUACAUAAGCCAAACAUUCAUUAAAAAAUCAUUUUACUGAUCAGUCUAUUUGGAGAUUUAUUGACGAAUUUAUAAUAGAUUUAGUGCUAAUGUUUGAUAUUUGUGAAUCCAAGUUACGUCAUCCCAUAAAUCAUCCACAUGUAUUUCCUGAUCAAACUCUGUUGCAUACACAGGCAUGAAUUGUUUCAUGGAUUGACAGAUGUCAGACGUUAUCAAGAAUUGUACAUAUUGUAAAUUAUUAUAUUUUUGUAACAUAACAUGUUAAGUGGCAAGAAUUCUAUUGGCGCCGGUGUUUACACUUCUGUGCAUGUAUCGUGUAAAUAUUUGGGAUCUUGGGUCUGAUGUCUUAUUAAGACUAGACUGCAUAAUUGUUUGGAAAGUAAGACAGAGACAGUUUAAUAUAGAUAAAAGAAGAGACAAUUAAAAUAAUGCCAGUGUGUUUGGGAGUCACAAUCCAUUACUUGCCAAAAGAUCAUGUAACAAUUAAAUUGUUACUGGCCCAAACUAUUGGCAAAGUUUUGCUAGACUAGACUCAAAAUAGUUUUUCAUUGAUGAUUUCAUUGCAUUUUCUCUGCAUUACUUUUGAACAAAAAUUGAUGUUCAAAAUACGAACAACAUAAUCAGCUUCAUUGAGACACUUUUUACUUAAAUAAAAUUAUUUUAUAUAUUGGUAUGAAAUGUGUGAACAGAAAUGGAACAGUGAGUUGCAAUGUAUAAGACAAGUGGCACAUGCAUAGAAGAUUGUUAACAUUUAUGCAUCGAUAUGAAUGACAGUCAGUCAAUUCAGAUGAGACUAUUUAAUUUGCCAGUUGUUGUGUUCAUAUGUGAAUUACUUACUGUUUUGUCAUGGCAUGAACUGCUAACGACGUAGACAUUAUGGCGGUGUGCAAAGUGCUUCUGGAACUUAGGGCCUAUCGCCAGCACAUUUUGUUGGGCUAAAUAUUUGUAUAACUGACCAUGUUCUUGAGCCACUUGUGAGUGCAUUGGUUUACAAAGGCGCUACCUUUCAUUGGAAUAGCCUGAAAGUUUGUUUUCUAAGAAAAAAAGUGAUGGAGUAGAUUUGAAGUGAAAUGUUGAAAUGUGACUUAUUACUGAAGCUGUGAAGAAAUACUGAUGCAAAGUGCUUGAUGGUGAUGAAUUAAAAUGAUUAUCACUUCAGAUGAAAAGUUGAUGCGAAUGUGGAAAGGAACCGCAAAUAAAUAUAUGGUUGGACAAUAGUAGAGGAAAGUGGCAAUUUAUUCAGGUUUGUGGUCCAGUUAAAUUGCAAAUUAAAAAUUCCAGAAAAAUGACUGGUAAAAUGAAAAGGAAAUUUUGUCUCGUACAAUAGUUGCUUUAGGCAAAGGACAGUUUUCUUUAUAUAAACAACACACAGCUACCUUGUUGGUACAUACAUGUAGUGCAACAAACUUGUUGGUUUGGAAAUGGAUCGUAUUUGCUGGAUACAGCUGUGGAAAGGUGUUGGAAAAAGUGAGAAGAUUUCCACCCAAGAAUGAAUAAGAAUAUGUUUUUAAGUAAAACUAUCCAUAGAAAAAGGUGAAAAAUAAAACAUGACUACGCUACUUUGGGAUCUGCAAAAAGGUUUUAGUUUUUUUUUAUUGGCUGCUGUGGUUGGACAAUGUUGAGAUAAAAGUAUUUAGAAUGAUGGUGAAUUUAGCUUUUUCCGAUGAUCUCAUUUACUUUGUAUUGGUGUUAAAACUAUAUCAAGUAAGUCAUAUGUGUGUUGCUGGUAUUUAAUGUGUUAUACAACAAAUUGUCAUAAACAUCAGACAAGACAUGCAAUGGUAUACGCAUUUUCAUAUUACAGGUACUAAAAAAAGAUUCAUAUCUUCGUUUAAAGAGAUUGUCAUAGCCCUAUGGGCUUAAAUUAGGGUGUUGUAACAGAAGGGGCAUUUGUUAAACAUUUGUGUCCCUUUUGCUGCAUUUGGUGGUGUAAUUUUUGCCAAAUAUAAACUUUUGAAAUUUUGGUAAAAAUUAACAUUUGCCAAAAGUUUCAAUUAUGGCAACCUUGCAAAGUCAGGGCCAAGAUUUUUGAAACUUUUGUUGAAUGAUAGAUUGUUUUAAGUCUGUUCUGAAGCAUUUUCCAAAUUUGUUUUGGGGGAUUUUUAAGAACUCAUGUGUGUGUUUUUUUUUGCCUAGAAAAAAAGUGUUAUACAUUCUUAAAUUCAGGGAUUUUGGUCCAGGAAAAUGCUUUAGAACAGUCUUCAAUAAUGUUUUGAUUUGUAUCGUAUUUUGCUUUUGAUAUUGUGUUUCGUUAAGAUGAUUUGAAUCAAGGAAAGCAAUAUCAAAUGCAUAUGUGCGAGCAUUGUUUGAACUUGUAUCCUUAGUGGCAUGUGGUUCUAAAGGAGCAUUGGCGAAAUUGACUUAAUUGUAAAAAAGUAUAAAAAAAUCACAGAGUUUGUAUUCCAACUGAAUAUAUGUAGAAGAAAAAUAAAAAUGGAUAAAAAUAGAAACUGUAGAACAAUAAAGACAGUCAAGGCAGUUGUGUGCAAGGUGAAAUCACGUUGGAAAACAAACCCUGGUUUCUGUGCAAUGUUACCUAAAAUUCUGUUCAGUUGCUAUUGAUACGAGUUCAAACAAAACUCUGGACCAAAUAAGAUAUUCAGAAGGUCUGAUUGUGUUCAUUUGAAGCAGGUUUUAUUGCACUAGUAAUCCUGUAUGAGUGUUGAUUUUAAAGAACAUGUGUGCUUUCUUUCUUAGCUCAGUGUCGUGGUCGUUUUGGGUAUUACUUACAAAAAUGUUCAACAUAAUUUAAUGGUUAAGUGGAUGUCUGUCUUGGGAGAAUUACAGUUAUAUUUGUUUCAGUUUUCAUCUUUGGGUAGGAUUACAGCUUUGGUCGAUACAUUUACAAGAUCUUACUUAAUAAGUGGAAAAUCUGUGUUCAACAAUUUAGAGUGUUUACAUAAAAAUUACUCGUAACGAGCUGUAAACUAUUUUUGCAGAAUUGUGAAUCUUUUUAGUGUAAGUUUGAAUUGGCAAUAUAUUUUACUUAACCAUCAAAACAUGAAUAUAAUGUCGUCUGCAUUCUUGACACAUUCUGAUCUAAAUUAUACAUACCCCGAUAUACAGCAAUAGUCUUAAAAAUAGUGAAACAUGUGUUAACUCCAAUAUAUUUCAGAAGUUUUUGUAAGACAGCAUAUUCCAGUUGAAGUGUGGCGUAAGUUUGUUGUAAAGUCAAAGAUAGAAGCUGAUUGACUCGUGGAGCUACCUUUGUUUGUGUGAGGACAGGACCAACAUGUAUUGAAACCUGCUUCGAAAUGAUCGGACCUUCAUAUGGGUGGGUUUUUAGGGGGCAUGUUAGUACAUUUUCAAUGUUUCCUUUACGUUUCGGCUGAUAUAUUCUUAGUAUAUUGAAAAUGUAUUUUCUAAAGGACACGAAAAAUAUCAUUCUUUAUUUCACUGUCACACAUGAUUUGUAAUUCCUGUUAAUGUUACAUUUCGCAUGUAUUAUGAUGUUAUGUUAAUUUUAACAUGCGCAUAUUUCAACAAGAUCAACCCAAUUAUUAUAAUUUUCAGUGUGUAUUACCGACAAAAACAUGUAUGGAAAAAACAGUUGGAAAGAGAAACUUUUGUAGUAUAAUGGGGUAAUUUUAAAAUUGUAUAUGCGUUUAAAUAUAAUGAUGUUAGGUAAACAUCUUCAUGCAAACAGGAAAACAUGAAAAGAAAUUAAAACUUCAAACAUU